UACGACUCGUGCCAUCAUUAAAAAAUACAAAACGUUUUUCUCCCCUAAAAAAAGCCCCAGAAGUCACUCCUCUUUCACUGCCAUGGCCACUCGCUCUCUUCUCCUCUUACUUCCUCUCCUCUGCUUCUUCUACCUCUACUCCAACGAAUGGGACGGACCAUGGAAGCUCCCAUUUCGCACCUCGGACAUCCUCCCACUGCUCCCUUUCUCGGUCUUAAGACCCAUCCUCAGCUCAGUGCAUAACGCCGCAGAUCUCCUCCCGACCUUCAUCGGCUCCGUCUCCUCGCCGGAAUCCAACCUCAGUUGGAAGGGCGCUUGCUUCUAUAAGAAUCAAGCCUGGUUGGAGUUUCACAAUAAGAGCAAGUCGCCCUACGGUGGAGGCACUCUCCAUUUAAAGGUUAGUAAUGCGCACAGUUGGACCUGUCUGGAUCUUUACGCCUUCGCAACUCCAUUCCGUGUUACGUGGGACUAUUACUUCUUGUCUCGAGAGCAUACACUUGAAUUUAAUGAAUGGGAGGGAGAAGCAGAAUAUGAAUAUGUAAAACAUCAUGGAGUAUCAAUUUUUCUCAUGAAAUCAGGGAUGCUUGGAACUCUCCGUGCUCUGUGGGAUGUUCUCCCUUUGUUUACAAAUACUGGAUGGGGUGAGAACUCAAAUCUUAAUUUUUUGAAGAAACACAUGGGAGCAAAGUUUGAAGAACGUCCAGAGCCAUGGUUUUCUAGCAUCAAUAUUGAUGACAUCCAUUCAGGGGACUUUUUGGUUUUAUCUAAAAUUCGUGGAAGAUGGGGUGGUUUUGAGACGUUAGAGAAGUGGGUAACUGGUGCGUAUGGUGGUCAUUCUGCUGUUUGCCUGAAGGAUUCAGAAGGAAAGCUAUGGGUUGCGGAGUCUGGGCAUUCAAAUGACAAGGGAGAAGAUAUCAUCGCCAUAUUGCCAUGGGAGGAAUGGUGGGCCUUCGAAUUGAACAAAGAUGACUCGGAUCCGCACAUUGCUUUGCUUCCUUUGCAUCCAAAUCUUCGAGCCAAAUUCAACAUUAGUGCUGCUUGGGAAUAUGCUAGAAGCAUGGAUGGAAAGCCUUAUGGGUACCAUAAUAUGAUCUUCAGUUGGAUAGAUACUAUGAGCGGGAACUACCCGCCACCAUUGGAUGGACAGUUGGUUGCUUCUGGUAUGAUUUUGUGGAGCAAAGUUAUGCCAGAUUAUGCGUCUAAUUUGUGGAAUGAAGCCCUGAACAAAAGACUUGGCACUGAGGGUCUGGAUCUACCUGAUAUUAUAGUAGAGACGGAGAAGCGUGGUUUUUCUUUUGAUCAGCUGCUCACAAUUCCUGAGGAAGAUGAUUGGAUUUAUUCUGAUGGCAGCUCCACCUCUUGCGUGGCUUUUAUACUUCAGAUGUACAAACGUGCCGGUCUUUUCGAUCCAAUUUCCGCAUCCAUACAAGUAACUGAGUUUACGAUCAAAGAUGCAUAUACCCUAAGUUUCUUCGAAAAUAAUUCAAGCCGACUGCCAGAGUGGUGCAAUAGAGAAGACACGGUGAAGCUGCCCUUCUGCCAGAUUAAGGGAAGGUAUAGGAUGGAAUUACCACAUUACAAUACAAUACAGCCUUACCCUCACAUGAAUGAGAAAUGCCCAUCUUUGCCCCCAAAUUAUGAUCGACCAUCUUAUUGCUGAACCUUUUUAUAUUUUAAUAUUUUCAUCUGCUCCUCCUUCCCCCCUUUAUAAAUAUGAAAUUAUGUGGGGAAAUUUAUAAGAUUGUAAAUUUGUUGGCAUUAGGUAGCAUGAAGGAUCACUAUAGAAUUUGAUAUAAACAUGAAUGUUUUUAUGUAUGUAUGUGAAUGUCUUUUUGUUUGAUGUGAAUAAAUAUGAGAAAUAGCACAUAUGUGUAUUUAUGUUUA
Phalaenopsis equestris is the source of this 1884-nucleotide messenger RNA. RefSeq lists its product as uncharacterized. The record is from RefSeq and is a predicted model, not a curated record. Lineage: Eukaryota; Viridiplantae; Streptophyta; Magnoliopsida; Asparagales; Orchidaceae. The transcript has 7 exons. The coding region runs from base 83 to 1660 and encodes 525 amino acids.